Paramecium primaurelia is the source of this 2715-nucleotide messenger RNA. The record is from the annotation of a GenBank genome assembly. NCBI's taxonomy places the organism in Eukaryota, Ciliophora, Oligohymenophorea, Peniculida, Parameciidae.
AUGAACAUUUCAAAUGAGCAUGUUCAAAACUCAUUUAGUUUGUAAGAUGAGUUCUUUUAAGGUCCAAAUUCAGGGAUGAUUUCAGGGAGAAUAGUCCUUGGAGAAGGGGAAUCGAAUAGAAAUCUACCUGGCAGUUGGAAUUCCUUUACAGUUCCGGAAUAGUAGAAAUUAGGAGAUAUAAGUUAACAAUCAAUUCACAUGAUGCCUAUUGAUAUGCAUAAAUCAAUGAAGAAUAUGAGAAAAUCUGAAUAUCAAUCUGCUUAUGCAAUAGAAGAUGAAGAGGAAUAAGGAGGAAAACCAUAAUUUUUGAAAUUGAUUAUAGCAAAGAGCUUUUAAAAUAAUUUUAUUAACAAUCUAUGGAAUAGAUCUUAUUUAAGAAAGCUUCAUCAACUUUCACUUUAUUAAAUAUAAGCAUUGGAUGAUUUAUAAUUAGAAAAUGAAGCUUAUUUACAUAAUGAUAAGAGAACAUUAACUAGAUGGGAAGCUAUUAAAAGAUUUUUUUCUUAUAUUGAAGUAUUUACUCCUUAUAGUUAAUUAAUAUUUAUUUGGGGCCUGUUUUAAAUAUUAACAUAUUUAUUAAUAUUCUUUUGGCUACCAUAUAAAAUCUCAUUCAAAUUGGAAUCAAUAGGAGAUUUUUUAGGAAUAAGUAUAUAUAAGUAAUCUCUGGAAAUAGUGUUUUUAUCUAUAUUGAGUUUAGAUGUAUUUGUUGGUUUGAAUUUAGCAUUUAUAUAUAAAGGGAUUAUAAUUCGAAAUAGAAAACGAAUAUUAAUAAAUUAUUUUCGAUAAUAUGCAUUUGUUGAUUUGGUAUAAGAUGGUUAAUAUAUAAGGAUCUAAGGUUUCGUUGAGUACAGUGACUCUUUAAUUCUUUAUUCUCACAAAUGAUAAUGAAUCAAAUUAAAUGUUGAUCAUUUAAAUAGUUCUCUGUGCAAUUUUUUAUGUUCUCCGAAUGACAAAAAUAAAUAAGAUUUUGGCAUAAAUAUAAGAGUAAAUAUGAAUAGUAUUAUUAGAUUCUUUAAUUUAUAUGGUUCUUUAAAUGAUUUGGUAGGUUUAUUAAAGUUAACAAUGAUGAUAGUAUUUAUAGCACAUAUUUGUGCAUGUGUUUGGCAUGGAUUAGCAUUUUAUAAUGAUGGUUAUUCUUGGUUAGAUGCUUAUGAUUUAAGAGAUAAAGGGAAUGCAUCUAAAUAUAAUACAGCAUUUUAUUGGGCUACUAUGACAAUGACAACAGUUGGUUAUGGUGAUAUAACAGCUAAAAAUAAUUUAGAAUUAUUGAUGAAUAAUUUGACUAUGUUAAUAGCAUCAAUAGUAUUUGCAUAUUCAGUUAACAGUAUAGGAAUAUUUGUAUCAAAUAUGUAUAAAGGGGCAAUGGAAUAUAGUAGAAGUGUUACAUUAAUUAAUACAUUUAUGUCAAAGAAUAAGAUUUAAUUUGAAUUAUAAACAAGAAUUAGAAGUUAUUUAGAAUAUAUUUGGUAAGAAGAAUAAAAUAUGAAUGACGAAGAGGUUUCAUCUUUAAUUUGUAAAUUGAGUAGUAAUUUAUAAGAGGAAUUAUAGUAUUAAUUAAGAGGAAAUAUUUUAAGUAGUUGUAAAGUGUUGAUAAAGACAUUUUCAGAAAAAAUGAUUAAAUAAUUAUUGGGAUAGAUGGAGGAAUAGAGUUUUUCUCCAGAAGAGAGAAUUAUUACAUUAAAUUAAUUAGAUGAUUCUUCAUUAUAUAUUAUAACUAAAGGAGAGAUUGAAAUUAUUUUUGAAGGUUUUAAUAGUUUAAAUGAAAGAGUUUAAAGGAAUAGUUUGAAGUUUUUAUAUUAAGGAGAUUAUUUUGGAGAAUUCUCAUUUUUUACAGGUUAACCUAGAAAAGCAACUGCUAUUUCUAGAGCAUUUACAAAAGUGUUUAAAAUUAAAAGGGAAAAUUUUAUUAAGAUUUUGUUAUCAUAUCCAAAUGAUUAUGAGAAAUAUUGUUAAUUGACACAUACACUAUUACAUUAAGAUUAUAGUUCAUUUUAAGUUAGUUGUUAUAGUUGUUCAAGUAAUUAGCAUUUAAUUGAUAAAUGUCAUUAUUUACAUUAUUGUCCUGAUAAGGAAAGUAUAUUAAAGAAAGAAUUAUAUCCUCAUGAUUAACCAAGAAACAAUAAAAUAGGUAGAGUAAAUAGGGAGAAAGAAGUAAGUCCAUGGUUAAUAUAGAAAUAUUUAAUGAGUAAGGCUAGAGAGAUUUAAUAAGAAUAAUAAUAUUUGGCAAAUAAAGGAACAGAUUUUGAAGAUUAUGAAUAACAUUCUAAUUUAAUGAAUGAUGUUUAUGAAGAUGAUAGUAAUAUUAUUAUUUAAUAUUGAUAAGUUGAAAUAGAUGUUCCAUCAUCUUUGAAUUAAAGAAGUAAUUCUAGAUCAUUUAGUAAGAUUAGUCAAAAACCUAAUUAAUAAAAUAUGAUAACAGAAAAUGAAGAUGAUGAUUCUAAAAAUUAUUCAAGAAAACCAGUAAAUCCUAGAGUUACUUUAUAAACAGCUGGAUUUGGUGGAGGAAUGAGAGAUAGUGUUAGAGUAGAUUUAAUGAAGGAUGAUGAAUAUUAAGAAAUUUCUGAAGAAGAAUCAGAAGAAGAAAAGGAUUAAGUAUUAAUGUAAUUACCAAUAAAUACAAAAUAAAAUUAAGAAAUUACUAGAACUUAAUAAUAAAAAAUUACUUUUACAAGAAAGGAUUCAUNCAUUUAUGUCAAAGAAUAAGAUUUAAUUUGA